AUGGAAGAUGGCGCUGGACACUGGAAAGACGUCCAGGCUGUGGCUGAUCGCGUCAGAAUACGUGCAUUAGAGGCAAGUUAUCUUGCUGUCCCAAUGACCAACAAGGCUCUACGGCUUGACCAACUGCUUGAGAUCUUCCACAACCACCGCGACUUGAGAGGUCUGCCGGCGCUAUGGGGAGACGAGCUUGAGUUCCAGCUGGUCUCAUUUGACCACGCUGGACGCGCAGUAAGGUUGCUGCUCAAGCAGAGUGAAGUUCUCGAGGCAGUACAGAAGCCUCAGAGCACUGCAAAUAGGAAAAAGAAAGAACCUGAGUUCCAACCAGAGUUCGGGAGUUUCAUGGUGGAGGGCAUACCUGGGCAGCCAUACGGCGGCAGUUUGGAAUGUUUUCUGAGCUCAUGCCUGGACAAGAAUGAGGCAGUACUGUCAAUGCCUGAAUUUCCACGGAUUGGCGCACCAGGAACAUACACCGAGCCUGCCCUACCAAACAACGGUGUUGUCCUUCAGUCACAGUUCAUGCCCGAUGGGCUGCUGAGCGACUAUGAGCGAUACGGAACCAUCCACGACAAUAUGCUGCACCGCCGCCGCAAGCGUCCGACACCGUGGCCCUGGAGAGAGUCACGUCAAUUCCCGCACAAGAAUCACGCGCAGGAGAGCGACGUAAACAAGCAUGAACAAGUUGACAACUACAUAUACGCGUGUGGGCUGCAGGUGACGAUGCAGAUGAAGGACCUUGCACAAUGUCGUUACAUUCAUGACCAGCUCUGCGUACUUGCGCCCGUUAUCAUGGCAUUAUCUGCAGCGACUCCUUUCUUUCGUGGUCUUCUGACCGAUUGGGACUUGCGAUGGAACCAGGCCGCGUCGGCCAUUGAAGACAGAACGCUCCAGGAACUGCAGCCAGGAGUAAAGCGGUCACACACUCGGCCAAGAUGGUCGUCAACCCCAAUGUUUAUUUCGAGUGAUCCGAGGAUGCGAGCAGAGUACAACUCGAAUAACGUCGAAUUCGAUACCUCUAUCAAGGAGCGCCUCGAGGAAGCAGGAAUGGACAAUCUCCUGGCAUCGCACUAUGCGAACAUCCUCAGCCGGGACCCCAUCGCGAUGACGAAGAACGAAGUGAAUUCGUAUCAAGAUGUUGAGCUCUUCGAGAUUAUCCACUCCGCCAUCUGGCCGCAUGUCGAUUUCAAGCUGCCUUCAAAGGACGGGAAAGCAGGAUGGCGAGUGGAGUUCAGACCUUCGGAGAUUCAAUUGUCGGAUUUCGACAAUGCCGCCUUUGCGAUCUUCAUUAAUAUGGAGCGAGCACAUACGCGCAACGCGGUUGGCAACGAGAAGUUUUUCUUCCGGCAACAGGUGCAGGCGAAGGAUAACACGUCUCAUAAUGACAACGAAGAUGAAUGCACCGAGCUGACGGUCAACGAGAUCAUAAAUGGGAGGAUAGAGGGUUCACGGGCUGAGUCUUUUACUGGACUUCUUCCCUUGAUACAGGCGUACAUGCAGGAAACUGGUGUAAGUCCUGAGGAGGAGAAGCAGAUCACCAAAUACCUGGAUGUCGUGCGCCGUAGAGCGAAUGGCGAGCUGCUGACGCCUGCGACAUGGAUGCGACAAUUUGUGCGUGACCACAACGACUACCAUCAUGACAGCAUUGUUUCUGAGACCGUUUGCUAUGACUUGUUGAAGGUGGUGAAAGAUCUAGGGGAUGGCAAGGCUCACUCUGUGGAAGUGCUUCGAAACAAAGAAGAUCCAACAGGGCCAUAA
Messenger RNA from Exophiala viscosa, 1752 nucleotides. RefSeq names its product glutamate-cysteine ligase Gcs1. The record is from RefSeq and is a predicted model, not a curated record. The transcript has 8 exons. Gene Ontology annotation, biological process: glutathione biosynthetic process. Gene Ontology annotation, molecular function: glutamate-cysteine ligase activity. NCBI's taxonomy places the organism in Eukaryota, Fungi, Ascomycota, Eurotiomycetes, Chaetothyriales, Herpotrichiellaceae. Bases 1 to 1752 code for a protein of 583 amino acids.